Hemibagrus wyckioides is the source of this 1915-nucleotide messenger RNA. RefSeq names its product BOLA class I histocompatibility antigen, alpha chain BL3-6-like. The transcript has 7 exons. The coding region runs from base 159 to 1199 and encodes 346 amino acids. NCBI's taxonomy places the organism in Eukaryota, Metazoa, Chordata, Actinopteri, Siluriformes, Bagridae. The record is from RefSeq and is a predicted model, not a curated record. Gene Ontology annotation, cellular component: external side of plasma membrane. Gene Ontology annotation, biological process: immune response.
GAGAGAAAGAACAUUCGCGGGUCAGACAUCAGGAGGAGGAUCAGUGACUUUCUCUUACAGAAUUAAACCGAAUUAAAGUGGAGUUAAACUUGUAGAUCGACUCGAUAAAUAAGAGAUUUAUUGUGUGUUUAUUGUUGUAGUGGAUCAGACAGAGAAAGAUGUCUCGUUUUAGUGCAGUGAUGAAGACUCUGGUUUUCUUCACCUGUUCUCUUCAUCUUUCAUCAGCAGUCACACACUCUCUGCAGUAUUUCUUCACUGGAGUUACACCUGGAAUAAAUUUCCCAGAAUUCACCACUGUGGGUCUGGUGGAUGGAGAGCAGUUUGAUUAUUAUGACAGUGACAUCAGGAAGAUGAUCCCAAAGACGGAGUGGAUACAGAAGAAUGUGGGAGAAGAUUACUGGAACAGUGAGACACAGAUUUCACAGGGUUGGCAGGAGACCUUCAAAGCCGGUGUGGAUAUACUAAUGCAGCGCUUUAAUCAAACUGGAGGAGUUCACACAGUGCAGGUGAUGUACGGCUGUGAGCUCCAUGAUGAUGGGACUGUUAGAGGAUAUGAUCAGGACGGUUAUGAUGGAGAAGAUUUCAUCAGUUUUGAUCUGAAAACUAAAACCUGGAUCGCUCCAAAACCUCAAGCUCUGAUCACCAAGAACAAGUGGGAUCCUGAUACUGGUUAUAAUAACAACAGGAAGAACUACCUGGAGAACAUCUGUAUUGAGUGGGUAAAGAAGUACGUGUCUUACGGCAGAGACACUCUGGAGAGGAAAGAUCCUCCUACAGCAUCAGUGAUCCAGAAACACUCGCCUUCUCCAGAGGUGGUGUGUCACGCUACAGGUUUCUUCCCCAAAGAGGUGAUGAUCUCCUGGAGGAAGGACGGAGAGGACGUGAACGAGGACGUGGAGCUCAGAGAGACGUUACCCAACCAGGAUGGAAGCUUCCAGAAGAGAAGCAUUCUGAAAGUCCCAGCUGAGGAUCUGCAGAAACACACCUACACCUGCGUGAUUCAGCACAGCAGCUUGAAGGAGGAGUUAGUGCUAGAAGUACCAAAAGGUGGAGGACUGAUGCCUAUCAUCGUUGGUGUUCUCGUGGCUCUCGUUGUUCUCGUUGCCGUUGUUGCUGGAAUUAUGGUCUGGAAGAGGAAGAACUCUGGCUUCAAACGUGCUCCAUCUUCUGAAGGAGAUUCUUCUUCUGACAAGUCUUAAAGUGUGACUGUGUGUCUUCCUGCUGAACUGAGAGAGAGAGACCAGGAGAUGGAGAUGAGGACCACACACACACACACACACACACACACACACACACACACACACACACACACACAUUAUUCAGAGGGUAUCUUGGUGUAUGAUGUUCUUCCUGUGUUGGAUGGAGGAGCUUUUUCUUGUAAAUCUUGUAAAUCUCUUGUUUUUGGUGUAAAAUGGGAUUAUUAGGAUUGUUGGGGAUUAAUUUUUUACUCUGUAGGUUUCUCAGCUGAUUUCCUGUUGUACUGAAUCAGGGAUCAGAAGGUCAGCACAUGAGAGCUUUAAUGAUUUCCAUCUCUUCUCUUUAACUCCAGUGAGAUUUUCCUCAGUAUCUGUUUGUGUAGCUGAUGGAUUUGUGCGUCUCAGACAGAACCUGGGUUCUUCAGAUGUGAUGAGUGUUGAAGAGAUUGGACUAAAGUGUAAAAGAACAGGAGUGAAGACAGCAGCAGCAGGAGGUCAUGCUGGAUGAUCAGAACUCCAAGCUUUUAUUUUCUCCACAACACAAAGAGACUAAACCCCACGACACUGAGGACUUCAUUUAUUACUGAACUCCAUUUAAAGAUAAAACAAUCCAUUCAACACCUUUUCACAUCUGAACCACCCCAAAUCUCUCCCACAAUGCAUCUGUUCUGUCAGUGUAUCAAUCUGAAGGAAUAAUAAAGGGUAUUUUCUUCACUCUG